This is a messenger RNA of Bacidia gigantensis, 2499 nucleotides long. RefSeq names its product Cutinase transcription factor 1 alpha (gene CTF1ALPHA). Gene Ontology annotation, molecular function: zinc ion binding; DNA binding. The transcript has 6 exons. The coding region runs from base 1 to 2499 and encodes 832 amino acids. Gene Ontology annotation, biological process: DNA-templated transcription. The record is from RefSeq and is a predicted model, not a curated record. Lineage: Eukaryota; Fungi; Ascomycota; Lecanoromycetes; Lecanorales; Ramalinaceae.
AUGAGUGCUACACCAACGUCUGAAGUGCAACCAGCGGUCGCUCCUCCCACCCAGACACCGGGGCAUCCGAGUUUCAGAAGGCAGCGCGCAAGUCGAGCUUGUCAGAAUCGAUCAAGCGACCGAGCCGAAUCCGUUUCUGCAAGUUCUCCAACUGCAGUCGAGCGACCUGCUGGGUACGAUUUCAACCCGCACAGGACAUCUGAAUAUGAUGCCCAUGAUGGAAUGCCAAUCACAUCCCUCUCGAGCACGCAGACUGCUCAGCAGGGUGUCCAGAAUAUGCACCUUACACACUUCAUGAGGCCUCAAUUCGCACGAGCCCCCAUUAAAGACGCAGGGAGGGUAGCAUAUCUAGGGGAGUCCUCGAACUUAUCACUUCUUGUUCAUGAUCGUCAUGGGACAACCGAUGUUGUUCAUUACCCGCUACCAGACUCUAUCAAAGGGACUAGGUCUCGAGCGACAGAACUGGACAAUCUCGAAAUGGACAUCCUGCAUCAACGAGGUGCCUUUCUACUCCCACCACGAGCGCUUUGUGACGAGCUUGUAGAUUCAUUCUUUAAGUGGAUUGCGCCUGUGGUACCUGUGAUCAAUAAGAGUCGAUUUAUGUCUCGAUAUCGAGAUACCAAAAACCCGCCGUCGCUUCUUUUAUUGCAGGCUAUCCUUCUUGCAGGCUCAAGAGUGUGCACAAAUCCGCAAUUGAUGGAUUCUAACGGGUCCACUACGCCUGCGGCCAUGACAUUCUACAAGCGUGCGAAGGCUUUGUACGAUGCUAACUACGAGGAUGAUCGAGUCACCAUUGUACAGGCUCUGAUAUUGAUGGGUUGGUAUUGGGAAGGCCCAGAAGAUGUGACUAAAAAUGUCUUCUACUGGACACGAGUAGCUACAGUAGUGGCUCAAGGCUCUGGAAUGCAUAGGAGCGUUGAACAAUCGCAGCUGAGUAAAGCCGACAAGAGGCUCUGGAAGCGCAUCUGGUGGACGCUCUACACUCGAGAUCGCUCUGUCGCCGUUGCCCUUGGAAGACCCGUUCAUAUCAACACAGAUGACUCAGAUGUCGAAAUGUUGACCGAGGAUGAUUUUACCGAUGACGAUGGUGACCCCGGUACUAAGUUUGUUCCUGAUAAUGUUCACAUUCAGUUUUUCAUGCAGUACGUCAAGCUUUGUGAGAUAAUGGGCCUUGUCCUGUCGCAACAAUACUCUGUGGCCUCUAAGUAUCGGAAGCAAACUGCCAUGGACUUGACCCAGAGCGAUAUGGCUCUUGCGGACUGGCUGCAGAAUUGUCCUCGGGAGGUUUACUGGGAAAAAGAUCGGCACAAUUUCUGGUCAGCUCUUCUGCAUGCGAACUAUUACACGACAUUAUGCCUCCUACAUCGUGCACAUAUGCCUCCUGCCACAGCAGAGACUGACGGGCAGGAUGCUGGCUACCCUAGGGACUCAGCUUAUCCUUCCCGAAACAUAGCUUUUCAGGCUGCUGGCAUGAUCACGUCGAUCAUAGAAUACCUGCAGGUUUCGGAGGAACUCAAAUUCACCCCUGCUUUUGUUGUUUAUAGCUUGUUCUCGGCAUUGAUAAUGCAUGUCUAUCAAAUGCGAUCUUCUGUACCUUCGGUUGUUUCGGCAACGCAAGACAGACUCCAAAUAUGUAUGAACGCAUUGAAGGAAGUUUCUAAAGUGUGGCUGGUCGCUAAAAUGGUGCACACCUUGUUUGAGUCCAUUUUGGGCAAUAAAAUGCUCGAAGAUAAGCUUCAAAAAGCUGCAGGGCGACGCCACAAAGCUCAAAGACUCGAUCACAAAUCGGUCAACGAAAGAGAAGAGCAAAUGCCAAACCAAAACAAACGAAAGUUUUCCGAGAUUGAGGUUGAUCUGCCUAAUGGUCCACCAGGACCUCAAGUAUCUUACGAGCGAUCCCGGCCACAAACACCAGCCGUAACACCUCAUCGAGACAUAGGUCAGCAAGUAGGUCCACCAAACGGACAGAUGGGUACUUCAUCAACGACAGAUGGCAUUCGACAGUCUCAGCAGGAUGCCUUUAUGGGCAGUUCUCGUACCACUACCCGCGCCCCGACCCCGUUCAAUGGUGGUUUGGGAGGCGUCGCGACGCCGCCAGACUUGUACCUGGUUACGCGGGAUUCGCCUCAUAUCUCGCAGCAACUGUGGGAGAAUUUUCAGCCUGGCUAUCUUUUCCCCGAGAACACCAACAUCUCCAUGCCGCAAUUUGCGGGAGAACAGCCUCUUGACCCACAGCUUCAAAUGCAAUCGUCAGCAAUGCUACAGCCUCCAGCUCAAUCGCAGCAGCAAAUGCCUCGUGGUUCAUUAAAUAUGCACAUGGGAAUGCAGCAAAAUUGGCAAGAUACAUUUCCUGGUGGCAACAGUCCUGAAGACCAGUGGACAAGUAAUAAUCGGGAUCAGGGCCCGGUGGCUCCCACGACUCUGAAUAUGGAUGAUUGGUAUCAAUUCUUUGGCAUUCCCAGUAACGUCGGAGGUCUCCAGUCUGAUGCGGGGACGUAG